Messenger RNA from Alternaria triticimaculans, 2076 nucleotides. RefSeq lists its product as uncharacterized. The transcript has 5 exons. Gene Ontology annotation, cellular component: plasma membrane. Gene Ontology annotation, biological process: cell motility; actin filament organization. The record is from RefSeq and is a predicted model, not a curated record. The coding region runs from base 1 to 2076 and encodes 691 amino acids. NCBI's taxonomy places the organism in Eukaryota, Fungi, Ascomycota, Dothideomycetes, Pleosporales, Pleosporaceae.
AUGGAUAGCGUCAAUGUGUCGGAACUGGUUGCGCGCCUCGGCGCGGAGGAGGAGUCGGUGCGGAAGAUGGCGGUCUUCAAGCUGCAGAAUGCCAUUGGCGACCCCUCCUUCGCCGACGUCUUCAUAUACGAAGGCGGCCUGCCCAAGCUGCGCUUCCUGGCCCUGCACUCGACCGGCAACACCCUGGCCUACUGUCUGACCUCUCUGGCACGCCUGCUGGAGUUGGACAAGGGAUGGGACCAUGUCACGGACGAUCUGGUCGCGAGGAUCGUCGACCUCGUUGUCGCGCAACCUCUCGUCAACGUCAACCGCGGUGCCAUGUCGGUCCUCGCUGCCAUUGUCGGCCACCCCUCACACCGUAACUCCCAGGACGGGACCACGGGCUUCCAGCGCUUGAAGCCCGCCGUCGACUCUCAGCCCGACUUCCUACCCUCCCUCGUCGAAAAGAUCACCUCGGCCGACCACGCCCUAUGCGCAAACUCCCUACAGCUCAUCAACGCGCUCAUGCGAGACGCCAUCGCAAACGACGCGGCCUUUGAAUGGCCCAAGUUUAUCAAGCAGCUGCAGGAGCUGGGCGUGAUUAAGAGCGUGUACGGGCUUAUGCAGAGCUCUGCGAUACAGGAUCUGGCACAUCCACUACUCGACUUCCAGUCCUUGACCAAGAUACUGCUCAGGAACUGGAGGGAAGAGAAGGUCGACCUGGAGAACCCCGAUCACAGGAGGGCGAUCCGGGGUCUACACACGGCGAGUAAUCCAGAAAAGUCAGCAUCAGACCCCAAAGGAAGCAAGAAGCACAACCCGGAUAAAUGGAAGCGUCUGGGCUUCGAGACGGAAUCACCCGCGUGGGAGUUCGAUGCGACUGGCUUCCUAGGCCUCAUGGACAUUACAGACUUUGUCUACAAGAACGAAGACGGGUUUCAGAAGCUCUUGCUGGAGCAGUCGGCAGAGCCACUCGAGCAGCGAUGCCCAAUCGCUCGCGCAAGUCUGUCGGUCACCCAGACUCUAUACGAACAUUUUGAAAUAGACAAGCUCGACGAUGUGGACUCCCACCGACCUACCGACUCGCGGGCUAACUUCGACCGCUCGUUCAAGCCCCUCCUGCUUCACUGGUCCAGGUUACAUACGAGUGGCCUGAGUGCCUUCAUCCGACUAUGGAAGGUAGCCGGCGCACAAACCGAGGACUUUGAGAAGAUCGAAGAGCUUAUCCGCAUCUUGAUCGAGCAGGUUGUGGGCCAGGCGCCACGCAUGAGGGAUGUCAAGGACGUGGAGGAAGAUCUGGCUGAAUUUGAGCUGAAACGCCUGAGAGAACUUCAAAUGGAAGUACUGGAGCUGACCUACGAGGAUGCAUGGGGCCAUCAUCUCCGUCAGGUCCGUGACGAGCUCAACCACGAGGCUCUGCAGUUUGUAAAGGAGCAGCGUAUAAGAUGCCUGCUACAGGGCGCGUGGUUUCCAAUGGGUAUCGACUACGGCACGAGUGCGGGUCCGGUAACCAGCAAGACCCUGAAUCGUUCUGUGCCCUCAUCAUGGCGUUUUGUCCGAUUGUCGCACAACCGGCGAUAUCUGCAUUACGCUGACUUUGACGAGAAGACGGCGACUGAGCCGAGGUUAGACACCCUGCAGGAGAAGAUCGAUCUAUCCAUUGUCUCUUCGGUGGUGAGCAAUGUCUCGGCUUCGGCGCCAUCGACCGCAUCGUCAGACAGUACGGUCACAACCCUGCCAGGCCACGAGCGGGCUUCGACGUCGACCAAGAUCACGAUCCACGGUUACCUGCCCCCGUCCAAUCACGCGCGGCAGGCGUCCAGCGGCUCAGGUGCAGGGCGAAAAGAAUCCGUCCUACUGCAUCUGCAUCCCCAGAGCCAUACCCUUGCUUCCGAGUGGCUUGAUGGACUGCUGAUGCUACUGAACCAACAGCCAAUUACCGCUGACACCAAUAAGUUGGUAACCUUCAUCGGCGGUUACGGGCUCAAGAUCCGUCUGCUCAACGUUCGCUACGAAGAUGUCGGGCUGGAGGAACCAGUGCUCCCCAGUCGUGAAGGACUGGAUGACGAAUACUACUAUGACAUUGCGGGUGCCUGA